Apis dorsata (giant honeybee) is the source of this 2281-nucleotide messenger RNA. RefSeq lists its product as uncharacterized. NCBI's taxonomy places the organism in Eukaryota, Metazoa, Arthropoda, Insecta, Hymenoptera, Apidae. The record is from RefSeq and is a predicted model, not a curated record. Bases 327 to 2180 code for a protein of 617 amino acids. Gene Ontology annotation, cellular component: cytoplasm. The transcript has 5 exons.
ACAUAACCAAGAAAAAAGUUGUAAAGAAAAAUAUUUAUUGUUUAUGAAGUGGAAUAUGUUUUUAAAAUCUAAUAAUAAAUUUGAUGAACGUUUUUAUCUGAUAUGGAGCAUUUUCCAAAUAGAAAAUAUAUUAUGGUAGCUCUUGUGUGUGAAAUAAACACUGUAGCAGUGCUUCUAAAUAUAGGAUUUAUUUUUAGGUUGGAGCUAGCCAUAGUUUGAAUCAAGAAUUUAAUCUAAAACUGCAUUUCUAGACAGUUUUAUAGUGAAUAUUAGAAAUGUAGAAGAUACAAGUGAACAGAAAUAUAUAUUUUUUUACAGUGAUAAAAAUGGCAAAUGACUUAAUAAUAAAAGGUAAAGAUAGAUUACAAGAAAUUAGCAUGAAAUUAGAACAGAGCCAUUUAGUUUAUCUACAAACAGAUGACAGUCCAUUAAAAUUACAACAACGUCAUAAACUAGAAGGUUUUAUUAAAGAGUAUCUUUGUUUUGUUCCAAAUGAAAAUAAAUAUAUAUUUCAAGAAACUGCAGAUAUAUUGCACAGAUCAGCAGCUACAUUGCAAGAUUUUAGUGGAUAUAGAGCUGCAACUGCCUGGAGUGCUAUUUCUUUAUAUGCUGCUAAUCUUUUGGCACAACCUUGGAGAAGAGAAUAUAGAACAUUAAGAACUUAUAGUGGAUAUUAUAAACAUGAAGUAGAAGCAAAUUUAAUAGGAGCAGAAUUAAUGUUUGAACAAAUGGGAUAUAAACAUACAGGAUUGGGAAUACUCACUUUGGAAGGUCCUAUUGAUCCUGAUAAAGUAUCCAGUGUAAGCAGAGAUGCAAUAGUUGCUUUUGUUGAAUGUCAGAUUUUGAAACAAAUAUGGGAGAAUGUUUCACAAAAUUAUGGUAUCUCAUGGUUAGAAGUCUUAGAAUUUCGAGAAAACCAUGUUGGUACACCAGAACAAGCAAUUAGAGCAUUAAAUUUCCGUUUCCUUGAAAAAAUGCAUCAAAGUCGAACAAAAACAGAAAAUUAUAGGGAUUAUCAUUAUCCGCAAAAUACAUGUGUAGAUGCAUCGCCGUCAAUACCUUAUCAUAUUAUGCCUCCUAGUUAUAACAUACCAUUGCCUACUUGUCAGUCAGAUUAUAGAUAUAUCGAAAAUACAAAUUCGAUACCAGGAACAUACAAAUAUUUUCAACCAGUGGAUUAUGGUUUUGGAAAUCGUUGUAGUGCCUAUGGUUGUUUACCACAUGGUAAUAAAUAUUUAACUGGAGUCAAUCCUUAUUAUACUACAAUGCCAGGAUAUACAAGAGUACCAACGGGUAGAUUAAUUGAACUUGAUAUGCCUGUUUCUGUUGCAAAUUAUGAUAAACUUCACAAUCGGAAGAUGCCCCAUCGAAUAUCAAAUUUGGAAGAAAUAGAUUUUUAUAGAAGACAAUCUAACGAUGGAGAUCAUUAUGAUUGCGGGAGAAUUGAUAAAAAGUCUGCAAAAUCAGGCAGUGAAAAAAACAAUUGUGAUUCUUGGGACUUUGUAUACAGAAAUUUAGAAAGUUUAGGCUAUUCUAAAGAUCUUGGUGAUCGAGAAGAUAUUUUACAUAAACGAGAGUUUGAUUCUCGAUUGAACAAACAAAAAUCAUUUAAACAAAAUGAUAGGGAUGAAAUACAUAGUAUACAUCGUUUUGAAAAAAGAAAAAGUGGAAGAAUCGAUAUGAAUGAAAUUGAUUCAUCUAUAACAAAUGGUCGACAUCAUCAUCACGACACAUUACCUUUUAAAAAAAAGUCUUCUUCCUUUGACUUAAUGGAUUCUAAUAGAUAUCACGAUGUAUCUUUAGAAAGUCAUUUAUCUUCAUAUAAUAAAGAAAAAAGAUAUGAUAGUCAAACACUUCCAAUUCAACGUUCUCAUCGAUCAAUGGAUCAAAUUGUAAAAAUUGCAGACACAUUAAAAAAUUUAGAACUUUCUCAAACAGAAACAAAAAAUGAGAUAAAAAAUGGAAGUAUGAAUUGGAACUGUGCUACUUGCACAUAUCUCAAUUCUUCAUUAAAAGAAAUUUGCGAAAUGUGUGGAAAAUCUAGGCAUAAAGGAAAUGAAGAUAAGCCAUUAGCAAGUGGCGGAAAAGAAUGUCCACGAUGUACGUUAGUAAAUGAGAAAAAUGUGUCAAUCUGUGAUGCUUGUGGUAUCAGUUUAAAAGAUUCACCUACUUAUAUUUAGAUAUUUAAUUAUUCAAAACAAAUCAUUACAUUAUUUUUUAUACAGUCAACGACAUUUGAUUAAAUAGUGAAAAUAUUUUAUUAAUAUUAUUUUAGAUUCAU